This is a messenger RNA of Racocetra persica, 146 nucleotides long. The record is from the annotation of a GenBank genome assembly. NCBI's taxonomy places the organism in Eukaryota, Fungi, Glomeromycota, Glomeromycetes, Diversisporales, Gigasporaceae.
UUUCAGAGUCUAGUUUAUACAUCUAUGAAGAAGUUUCUUUAUAUAAUUAUGCUAAUAAAGUUUUAGAAUCUAGUUCAUGUAUCUAUGAGAAUGAUAGUUCUGAGCUAUUUGAAUCUGCUAAACGACCACAGAAAAAAGCCAAAAAA